Struthio camelus australis is the source of this 1944-nucleotide messenger RNA. NCBI's taxonomy places the organism in Eukaryota, Metazoa, Chordata, Aves, Struthioniformes, Struthionidae. The record is from RefSeq and is a predicted model, not a curated record.
AUGAUCUUCAAUACUGAUGAAGCCCACAACAUCGUUAAGGAGUGCAUAGAAGGUGUUUUGGGCAAAGCAGAUUAUAACCACAACAAAGUCAACCAGUGGACUGCAGCUAUAGUAGAACAGUCACUGACACAUUUGGUGAAACUAGGAAAAACAUAUAAGUACAUUGUAACCUGUGCAGUGAUGCAGAGGAGUGGAGCUGGUCUCCACACAGCAAGCUCUUGCUUCUGGGAUACCACAACUGAUGGAACCUGCACAGUGAGAUGGGAAAACCGAACGAUGAACUGCAUUGUCAAUGUGUUUGCGGUUGCUAUUAUCCUGUAGCUGACUGGAAUGUGAAUAUAAGUAACACCGAAGCCUUUAAAAACAAAACAGUGAGAUGCUAUCAUUUACCAAACACAUGACUAAAUAUUUCAAACCACUAUAUUUUUUGUAUGAGGAGGUAUAUCAUAUACAAGUUCUCUACAGAGAGCAUAUAGUCUCAGCCAGUUCUCAUAGGUUAAUUAUCUGAAAGCUAGCAAAAAAAAAACCCCGUAUAUUUAUAUAUAUAUAUAGUUUUAGUAAUUUAAAUAUUCAGAAGCGAUGUUAAUGAGAAGAUGCCACAAAGAUCAAUACAACUUAUAUCAAAGCUUAUAUCAGAGACACUUUUUUCAAGAGGAACAACAAAUGUCUGAUCAAAGGAAAGGUGAAAGGGCAAGCAAGACUUCAGGAUUAUGGUGAGAUGGGAACAAAUGAUAAGACAAUUCAGAGCGGACAUAAGGUAAACAGUAUCAGUACUUCGUGUUUGAUUAAACAGAGCUAAAUUGCAUAUUGAAUGCUGAUGCUUGUGAAAUUACAUAAGCAUCACGUUUCAGUCAAGCAUGAACUUUUACAUUGAAAUUAAAUAAAUUUAAGCUUUUCCACCCAAGGCACAAAAUAACUUCACUAGGGCAAAUACGAAAUAUACCUAGCCCUAACAAGAAUUCUGAUUUUUCUUCAGAGUGAAGAACAUUGUAUUUGUUACUAAUUCAGGGAAACAGGUUGGGGGUCAGAUGAUAGCAUUUAAUCCAUAAUUUAUACUUUUAAAGACAUUAUAGGUACUUAAAUUUGAUUUUAUUCCAUGACUAUGGAUUUUGUGACAAGCACUUUAUUGAUUCCUCAUGCAACAAAAGAGAGUACCCAGGAGCUAGAGGACUGGGCCCAUAUUUUUCCAAGAAGAAAUAAGUUGUUUAGAGAGAAGGCACAUGCGUUUCUAGAUGAUCUUGUUACCCUGAAAGCAUUUAUCUUAAAACAACAUAUUUACUCUUUAUAGGAGUAUUUCCUAUAUUCUCAAAGUCUGGAAUUGAAUUGCAGUCCUACGAAAAGUUGUAAGCGCUAAGAGUUCCCAUCCUGCAGACAUUUAUGCAAGUUUUUAACUUCACUCAUCUGAUUAGUCUCACUUAAAAUAUUCCACAUGGGGAAAAAAGUAUUUGCACAUGCGUAAGUAUUUGCUGGAUUGGGGCCUAUGUUUUUGUCAAUUAAUGCACAAAUUAUAUGAUAAAGAUAUAUCAAUACCAAAAAUGCCUAAAUGAUUGCUGCCACUAAGUGGCAGCUACAUUAAGUUGUUUUAUGAAAUGCUGCUUGUUGAUAGAAUGUUUUCUUGAUUAGUGCAUGUCCUCGGAAGAGACUGAUAACUACCUAACAGCUACUGUAAGGCUGUUUUACAUUUUAACAAAUAGUAUUAAAGCACUAUUACAGUUUUGAUUCUUUUUUUGGUUAACUGACUAUUAGGACAUGUAGCGUGUGUCCUGUGCAAAGAACAAGCUAAGAACCAUGUCAUCGCUCAAAUUGUGUAUAUAGCUAGUAUUAAGACCACAGAAAGAACAUGUGUACAUGUAAUUCACGAUACUGUUCAAAAUCUGUUGCUUUGCAGAUAAAGAGAAUUCAACUUUUACCUAAGUGCAAAUAAAGUUAAGCACUGUAACACUG